AUGUCUGGCCCGCACAAAGUCAUGUCUAUGGAGGCGGCGCUGGAGGAGGAGAGGCGCGAGGUAGAGGCCCUCAUUGCGGCUAGGAACCGCCCUCGCCCACCCAGCGCUCUCAGCGGCGUUCGCUCCUCGUCUCCUUUCACCCCUCGGUCGCCUGUCAGGAGCAUGCUGGAUAUAGGCCCUAUGAAAAGUAUGCUUGACGUUGAUAGCCCGCCAGCUGGCCCCGUCAGGAGCAUGCUCGACAUGGACAGCCCUCCAACAUCUGCUUCUGCAGGAAAGCAGGUUUUCAGCACCCCGUCCUCGCCCGUGCUGGCGUCCAACCAGCUUGCCCGCGCCGCCAACUCCUCCCACCCCAGGCACAUGUCCGAUGCUGCGGCAAGACCUGUGGGCUUUGGCCCCCGAUCAGACGGCAACCGAGACCUUACCUCCGAAUACCAAUUCUCCGACAUCAUCACGAGCAAUACCGGCCAUGCUGCCCUCCCGAAGCGUGUUACGCAGGGCAACAAGAAGGUGCCCCAGCCUCCCUCUGCCAUGUCCCACAUCGUACGCGGCAGUGAUGUCAGCAGGAUACCGCUCCCUGGUGACACCAGGGGUCGCCACUCCAUAGCGGGGCCUGGAAUGCGCCUUGGGAGCAAGUCGCGGUCUCCUCACUCCCGUCUCGGCAUACGGUCGAGCUCACCCGCCCCGAACCUGCUGUCAGGAAGGCACCUCAGCCCGGCAGGGAGGGCGUUCGUGGAGGAGACGUACGGGGUGGACAUGAGCAACGCGUACCGGCGGCUCUCAGACGCAAACCUCCUCCGUUCUGGCGGGACCCUUGCAGAGAUUGGGCGCAAGAAAAAGAGCGAAGAGCACACCGAUGGCGGCAGGCUGGCUAAAGACUACUUCAGCCCCGACGGCGACGAUUUGUUCGACGAUAGCAGCGACGACAACGACUCGAAUGCGGAGGAGGGAGAUCGUGGCCGUAAGGCAGCUAGGAGCUUUGAGGACUCCGACAAGGCAGGAGCGAAGGCGGACAAGGACAGAACAGCACUGAGCCUGCUAGCGGCUGCUGAGGAAGAACGCAUUGAGGUUGCGAAGAACCCUCACGUCAAGUACCAGUACCGAUCACUUCUCGAUGAACCCCAAAUCACCGUCACAGGACCCGCUGGCCAGAGUGAGAGGACAAAGUCUUCGAAAGCAUCUUCAAUACAUCCAGCCACCAGCUUCGACGAUGGCCCGCCCUCGGGAGCAAGGACGCCUAUGGACUCCGACACGGAGGCUGAUCUCACAGAUAUCAGGCGAGCACAGAAGCUCUCAUUGUUUCAGACUCCUAUCAAGGACACACCUAAUGCUGCUCGAGCUCUGCGCAUCAUCUACCGCGGCGACUGGCGAAAGGUCGCGCAGGAAGCCAAGGAAGAGCAGAGAACUCUGCGCAAGUACAUCGUUGCGUCUGAUCUGAGUGACGAGGCGACACAUGCCCUCGAGUGGGCAGUUGGCACGGUACUCCGAGAUGGCGAUACCAUGAUUUGCCUUUACUGUGUUGACGAGGAGGCCGGCAUUGCUCCAGCUGACGACGCCAAGUCCAUCAAGGAUCAAGGUGCUGCGCUAAACGUAGUUGCCGACAGCAAAGCACCUGUCACCCCCGGUGGAAGCGCCCUAGAAGUGCAUAAAGCCGACCAAAGCUCGGAGUCUUUGGCAACUCCAAUCAAAUCGAAGGCCGAGGAAGAACGGCACAGGGCCGUUCAGGACAUCACCGACAGGGUGGAAAGGCUCCUCCGCAAGACAAAGCUGCAGGUCCGUGUGAUCGUAGAGGUUCUGCACUGCAAGAACCCUAAGCAUCAGAUACUCGAGAUUAUCGAUGUCGUCAACCCGACUCUUGUUGUCCUGGGCAGUCGGGGACAGAGCGCCCUGAAGGGCGUCAUUCUUGGCUCAUUUUCUAAUUACCUGGUGACCAAGAGCUCCGUCCCCGUCAUGGUUGCCCGAAAAAAACUGCGAAAACAGUCCAAGUACAAGAAGCUCUCGAUGAAUCAGGUCAACAACAUCAGCAGCCCCAUGGCGAGGACGCUUGCAAAUGCCAAGGUCGACUAG
Messenger RNA from Diaporthe amygdali, 2064 nucleotides. RefSeq lists its product as uncharacterized. The coding region runs from base 1 to 2064 and encodes 687 amino acids. The record is from RefSeq and is a predicted model, not a curated record. The transcript is spliced from 4 exons. NCBI's taxonomy places the organism in Eukaryota, Fungi, Ascomycota, Sordariomycetes, Diaporthales, Diaporthaceae.